AUGGUAGACCAACCAACGAAAUCCCUUUUGGAGUACGGUAUUACUGAUACGACUACCGGAAUCCUUUCUAGCAUCGUAAGACCACCUGUGACGGCUCAGCACUUCGAGCUCAAGCCGCAAUUCAUACAGUUCAUCUCCAAUGAUUCAUUCGCAGGGCUACCACAUGAUUGCCCAGUAAGUCAUAUUGAUAGCUUUUUGGAGAAAUGUGAUACCAUGAAGAUGAAUGGUGUUACAGACGAUGCUCUUAGACUUCGCCUUUUUCCUUUUUCAUUACGGGAUAGGGCGAAGGAAUGGCUGAGAGAUGAAGGUUCUGGCUCAUUUGACACAUGGGACAAAUUGGUGAAGGCUUUCCUAGUCAAGUUCUUAGGACAGGAAAAGACUGCAAGGUUGAGAAACGAGUUAUCCACUUUCAGGCAGUCAGAUGAUGAGUUCCUAUAUGACGCAUGGAGGAGAUUCAAGCGUUUGCAGAGACAAUGCCCUCACCAUGGUAUUCCUGAAUGGAUGUUGAUCCAAACUUUCUACAAUGGCCUAACUCAUGAGUUCCGAAUCUACAUUGGUGCUGCAUCUGGGGGCUCUCUCUUGACAAAGAACCCCACUGAAGCAAAGGAGCUUAUAGAGAAGAUGGCAGCCAACGAUAAUUAUCAUCCAGGAGGCCGAAACACUUUGAAAAAGGGAGGUAAACUUGAUGUUGAUGCCUUAACUAUGCUAACCAGUUCUGUGCAGGCACUAACAAGCAGGUUUGAUAAGUUCCAAGCUGGAACCUCUACUAGCCCACAAGAGUUGUGUCAAUUGUGUAAUGUGCAGGGUCAUAUUGCACCAGAUUGCUCGCAGAUUUCGCAGAAUACAGAGGACAUGUCAAUCGAGCAGGCCAAUGCUUUCUACUCCUCUAACCCCAAAAGGCCCUAUGACCCCUAUUCCAACACCUAUAAUGAAGGAUGGAAACACCAUCCUAACUUUUCAUACAAGAAUACCCAAGCACAACAAAAUCCACUUCAACCCAACAACUACAACCAACCACCACCUGGCUUCCAACAAAGACCACCCAACACCCAACAACCAAUGCAACCACAACCUCAGAAAUCUAGCCUUGAAAUAACUUAA
Molecule: messenger RNA, 1101 nt
Organism: Chenopodium quinoa (quinoa)
Lineage: Eukaryota; Viridiplantae; Streptophyta; Magnoliopsida; Caryophyllales; Amaranthaceae
Exons: 1
Coding region: 1-1101 (366 amino acids)
Source: RefSeq, a predicted model, not a curated record